AUGCCGGCUGCCACCUUCCCACGCGAGAGAGGAAUGAUGGUCAUAUGGGGAGAGGUUCAAGACAAGUCAAUCAAUGAAGAGGACCUCAAUGAAUGGUGGACCUACGAGCACCUCCCGGAGCGUCUCGCGAUACCGGGAUUUCGACGAGCUCGUCGUUACUAUUCUGCGGAGAAUGCCCAAUCGCAGUACUUGGUCUGCUACGAAGUCUCCUCUCUGGACAUCUUCACCUCGCCCGCGUACAUGGAGGCCCUGAACAACCCAACCCCUGGCACCCAGACAUACAUGCCCUUGAUGGCGUCAAUGAAUCGUCUGCCUCCCGCGUCGCAGGACCUGAGGGACGAGCUCGGCGGAUGGAUUGCAGAAACCAUAUGGCCUAGUCUCUCAAGCUACCAGAGUCUACUGGCCAUCCACCUUCUUCGGUACGACAGUUAUGCUUCGCAGUCAGGAAGCUCGACCAAGUCAUAUGAGAAGGUUAGCUUUCAAUCUGGAGCGACGGGAGACAUUCCGGAGAGAUGGGUCAUUCUGGUCGAGUUGGCCGAAUCCAUAGCGGCCCCGUUUGCCAAACAUCGGGUCCUGACUCACAGCAUUGUCCAUCAGCUGAAGAGAUUCGCAGGCGAGAUUGAGUCCCAGGCAUUUGGACUCAUUUGUGCGUUGAGCGAAUAA
Molecule: messenger RNA, 663 nt
Organism: Exophiala xenobiotica
Lineage: Eukaryota; Fungi; Ascomycota; Eurotiomycetes; Chaetothyriales; Herpotrichiellaceae
Exons: 2
Coding region: 1-663 (220 amino acids)
Source: RefSeq, a predicted model, not a curated record